Molecule: messenger RNA, 1521 nt
Organism: Drosophila mauritiana
Lineage: Eukaryota; Metazoa; Arthropoda; Insecta; Diptera; Drosophilidae
Exons: 2
Coding region: 689-1459 (256 amino acids)
Molecular function (GO): protein binding
Source: RefSeq, a predicted model, not a curated record
CGCUGUCUGGGCUCGAUGAAGUGGGUAACCGGGACUGGUGGCAAUAAAUCAGAAACCGCAUUCCGCAAGCGGAAACCCGCAAAACGGAACACGAACGGAUCGUCGGGGUGGAGAACUUAAGUGGAAAUGUGUAAAUUGCGGAGCGAAACUGGCGUUAUUAAUAGGAAAAUUGUCGUGACUACCUUCAGAUAGCAUACUUUCCGGCACAAAACUCCCAUCCAAGCGGGCGGAUUUGGUGCCAAAAACACCCUAGCACCACAAGCCCACAAAGUGACCCAGAAAAUGUGGGAUAUGCAAAUGCAAUGGCAGCGGAAAAUUCACCGCCAGUCGGUGACACUUUUAUCCUCUUCAAAGUGAAGGAGGAAUAUUAAUGGAAUAAUCCUUUCUACUUUGAAAAAGAUUCAGAUACAUUCCAGGCUAUGCCCUACGUUCAAAGAUACUGAUUGGAAAGAGCAUGGCUUAAAUUCCAUUAACCCAUUUAAAGUGCAAAUUGAGCCUAGUGAUUGUGGCCAACAACUUUUCCCGGAAAAUUAUAGGGCAUACAACAAAUGAAAGCGAAACGCAAUCAAACUAUGUAAACAGACACGAACGCCACUUAUUCUUGAGGAAUCGCUGGAAACCGCAACCAAAUCGUUGCGGGGCAACUCAAUUCACUUUGGCCCCGGAACAGUGCGCUGCCACCGCUCGAAUGGAGUCGUUCUCAGCGUCCAGCUGCUCCACCAUACCGUCACCACUGCCGCACGGUGCCAGUGGCAUGGACAGUCCGGAUAUCUGUGAGCCGCCACAGGAUGAGCAGGAGUUCUGCUUCCGCUAUCCCAGCUACAUGUUUCCGGACGUGGAGUACGACAAGGAGGACGUGCCGCUGCCCUUCAAGGCCUCGCCGGACUCGCUCUUCAAUCUCUGCGCCGCCGUCGUGGAUUCCCAAGCCCGCACUGAGGUCUUCAAGUGGAGCAUCAACGAUGUGACCGACUGGCUGCGCAACUUUGGUUAUCCCGAGUACGAGCAAACGUUUCGGGAGAACUACAUUGAUGGGCACAAGCUGCUGAAUCUGGACGCAGUUGCUCUGGUUGCACUCAACGUUCGCAACUUCGAGCACAUUCGCCACCUGGCCCGCGGCAUACGAGCGCUCUACAGGAAGGAGCUGCAAACGGCGACGGAGACCAAGCAGCAGAGUGAGGUCUACAAGACAUUCCGGGCCCGCACUGGCCGGAGGUACGAGGGAUUGCGGGAGACGGAGCUACUGGGCCGCAUGCACAUGAUUCGCUCCGUUUUCCGCGACGUCAACGACUGGGAUCUGAUGGAGCUGCACAUGUCCAGGACGCCGGUGAGGCGUUAUCGCGAGAUCGUCGCUGGCUCCAGGCGCUACAACCUCUAUGGCCCAUCCACAGCGCGCCGGGAACCCAUCAUUACGGACGAUGUGGAUGCCACACCAUGGUACAACUUCGAGGAUUGCUACUGAUUCACUUUCAACUUGAAAGUGUGAUUACCUUUUGGAGCAAUAAAGUAACUUCUUCAUAUUAA